Molecule: messenger RNA, 2808 nt
Organism: Ruditapes philippinarum (Manila clam)
Lineage: Eukaryota; Metazoa; Mollusca; Bivalvia; Venerida; Veneridae
Product: plexin-A1-like
Exons: 14
Coding region: 1476-2801 (441 amino acids)
Biological process (GO): regulation of cell migration; semaphorin-plexin signaling pathway involved in axon guidance
Cellular component (GO): semaphorin receptor complex
Molecular function (GO): semaphorin receptor activity
Source: RefSeq, a predicted model, not a curated record
UACAAAUUCUACGAUCGACCAAUAACUUAUCCUUGAAUAAAACAUUCGAUUACGUUGUUUAAGAAGCACAUUUUUUGUUCUCAAAAAUGAAUUGCACAUAAGUCAAAUUAAUUUUGUUUUUGCUAGAGUUGCUGAAGAGUGAUUGUUUUAACUAAAUAAAGUAAUGAUUGUUGCUCAAAAUAAAUGACAAUGAAAAUAAAAGAAGAUUUAGUUCUCUGGAUGUGUUGGUGUAUAUUUAACAUUUGUUCAGCAGAAUUAUCGAAUAUGUCAUGGCCUUCAUCAGAGAAAAACAUUAGUAGCAUGACUUUGAUAGGAAAUGGACAGAAGUUGAUAGCAUGUGGAUUAAACCAUUUGUAUAGUUUAAAUACAACAAACUUGCAGCUUAUAAAUGAUGUUGUAAUUGGUCCAGUGGACGGCAUUGAUAACAAUGUGAGACUUGUCAUAUACAACAAAACAGAACCUAACAAUGACGCUUAUAUAACAACAUGUGAUACCUUGAAUUUAUAUUGUGAAAUCAGACGAUUAAGUGACAUUUCAGAUGUCGUAGGGCGACUAGAGCCACCUAUCGCGUCAGAGGGAGUACAAGCUUUAAUGACAUCGUAUGAGAAGCCAAAUUGGCGAAAUCGAUGGGACACUUUCCUAUUUGUUGCCUGUCCGCAUGCCAAAGUCCAAGAAAACAGAUGUGUAAGUCCAGGAAUUAAUUGGUUCUUAAAUAGCGGCUUCCCAAGGCCAAGGACAUUAUAUCAAUUCAAAUCUAUUACUGAAACGAACAUUACAACCGAAAAAUACGUUGAUGCUUUCGUAGUUGAUCAAUAUCGGUUAUUUUUCAGUUUGCAAAAACAUAAAACUUCACAAGAGAGAAUAAGUAGAGUAGCCCAUGUGUGUCAGUACUUUACCAAAGGAUUCCAUGAAAACCUGUAUACUACACCAAGGACGUAUGCUGAUAUGCCAAUAGAAUGUGGACAUUUAAAGGAAAUACGCGCAGUAAAGAAAAUUGUGUUUGACACGGAGACAGUUUUUGUUGCUGUCUUUGAUGGUUCAGUGAAAUCGUCUGUUUGUGUUUACACGAUGAGUGAAACAAAGCGAAAGUUUGUUGAAAACAUCAAAGACUGUUAUAGUGGUAAACGUGUUCCUGAAGAAGAAGAUUACAUCAAAUUUACAGAGGAUUCCGUCCAUGUGAAAAUGCUGCCAGAGAAAAUUUGAAUUAUAAAACGGAUGAAUACUUUUUGUGCAAUACAGACACACUAGGAACUUAUCACAGUGUGAUUGGCACCCAUGUUUUGUCUAAACAGCCGGCUGUGACGUAUACUAAACAAUUGACAGCUCUGACAUUGUCUGUAGUGGAUACAAAGAUCAUUGCAUUCCUUGGUACUGAAUCUGGUGACAUUUUAAAGGCUGUUGUUUACCCCAGCGAUUCCGCUUAUUAUGUACAGCAAUUUAGGACACCCAACAUUGGAAGUAGGGUCAAAAAGGACAUGUUCACAUCAUCCGAUGAAAAACACAUCUUCGCUCUGAGUAAAACAAAGGUUUUCAAGAUUCCCGUGCAGUCAUGUUCUGAGUUUGUGACCUGCGGUUGGUGUUUAUUUACUAAAGAUCCAUAUUGUGGCUGGUGUUUCUUAGAAGAAAGAUGUAGUACAAGAGAUGCUUGCCCAGCAAAUAAGGAGUGGAUAUCAGCUUCAAGUGGUGAACAAUGUCCACAUGUUGAAGAUAUUACUCCAACAGCAAUGUCUGUUUGGGAAAUAGAAACGCUCAAUAUAACAGUUUCAAACGUAUUGCAAGGCGUCAAGGUGUCGUGUUUGUUCCAUAGUAACGAGAUCGAGGGUGACUUUAAUCACACUGAAAAAGCUGAGGUAUCCAGCGAUGGCCUAUCGGUAAAAUGUAGGCCAACAAAUAUAUCUGCUAUAGAAAACAAAAUUAAAGGUUCUCUUGAAAUGAAGAUUGCAAUAUUGGCAAAUAGUUCAACUACAACUAUAGAAGGAAAAUUUACGAUAUAUAGAUGUGAAACCUUUGUAAGAUGCCUUGAUUGCACAGCAAAGAAUUGGAAAUGUAAAUGGUGCCCUUUUUCGAACCAAUGUACAAAUCGGACCUGUGAUAAUAAAAGCAUCAACACUACAGAAGACUGUCCACGCACCAUUAAUUACACUGUUGUUGCAAAUGGUCAGGAUGUCGUCCAUGAUUCGGAUGGUUCCGUGUAUUUCUCUAGUGGCAGAAGCUAUACUAUAAACAUAACGGGAACCAAUUUGUUAGAACCUAAAACAACACUAAACUCAUUGAAGUAUAGUUGCAAGAUAGUUGUAUCAGGAACACAUGACGUUUGGUUUAACAGGACUUACUUUAAUCAUGGAAGUCUGGUGUGUUUUUUAGGAAAGGAGGGCUUGUCUAAAAUAACAUCACAAAAAGAUAAACUCGUUGCUACAGUCCAGCUUAUGUGGGGAGGAUCUCCAGUCUACGGGGUUGCAGAGCAAGGAUUUUCAGUUAUCAUUUACACAUGUGAUGGACUUACGAAACCCGCUUAUAACUGUGGACAUUGCAAAAGUUUUGCAUUGUAUCAACCUCAUUUUAACUGUCAAUGGUGCGGCAAAGCGUGUGUUGACAGCAAUGAAAUAUGUAACAACACAGCUUGUGACGAUCCUAUCAUUACUAAGGUAUAUCCACUCAGCGCCCACAUGAAUGCAACGACAUUGAUAGAAAUAACCGGUGUGAAUCUUGGGUCUUCCUUCAAUGAUACUAUCGAUUCCGUGACAGUUGCUGGAAAAGCCUGUGACUCUAUAGAAAGUGGCUACAUUCCUGGCAUAAAGUGAGAUGAUC